Messenger RNA from Dromiciops gliroides (monito del monte), 14292 nucleotides. RefSeq names its product zinc finger protein 704 (gene ZNF704). Gene Ontology annotation, molecular function: DNA-binding transcription factor activity; RNA polymerase II cis-regulatory region sequence-specific DNA binding. The record is from RefSeq and is a predicted model, not a curated record. Gene Ontology annotation, cellular component: nucleus. NCBI's taxonomy places the organism in Eukaryota, Metazoa, Chordata, Mammalia, Microbiotheria, Microbiotheriidae. Gene Ontology annotation, biological process: regulation of transcription by RNA polymerase II.
GGCGCUAGGAGAAGCCGGCAGCCCGCCUCCUGCCCGGGCUGGUCCGCUGGGCUCGGGCGGAGGAGAGGCGCCGCCGCCGCCGCUGCAGCCCAGCGCCUUAGUACGGGCACUUGCAUGCCUUGGGAGGUGGCCCCAGCGGCCCCUUGUUGCCCCGACCCCCGGCGGGCUGCGCCUCGCGCGACAGCCCGAGCCCGUGGAGGAGGAGGAGGAGGAGGAGGAGUAGGAGGAGGAGGGCGAGGAAGAGGAGGGCGAGGAGGAGGAGGAGGAGGUGGUGACAAACUCUCCCGCUUUGCACUGCGGCCGGGAGCCCCAGCGCCAGGCAUGCAGGCUCGGCGUUUAGCCAAGCGCUCCAGCCUGGGGAGCCGCCGGGGGGGCGCAGCGCUGCAGCCGCCGCCGGGCCCGGCGCUGGCGAGGGAGGGCGCCCUGCCCGGGCUGCCGCCCCUGGCCCCGGCCCGGGAGAGCUGGAGGCCGCCUCCCCCUCCUCGCCGAGCUGGAGCUGGAGCCGGGUCCGGGUCCGGGGCCGUCCCCCCUCCCGCCGUCGUCGCCGCCGCCGCCGGCGGCGGCGCAGCCACGGUCCCCGCCCCGGUGCUGCUGCUACUGGAGGAGGAGGAGGAGGACGGCGAGGAGGAAGGGGGAAGACGUAGGAGGGGGCGCGGGAGGUUGGAGGGGAAGCCCCGGGGGGGCGCGGAGGAGGAGGACGACGACGAAGAGGACGACGAGGACGAAGAGGUGGUCGUCGAGGUGGUGGAGGAAGACGAGGAGGAGGACGUCGAGGAGCGCUUCGUGCCCCCAGGCCCGAAGGGCCAGCUCCGGGGCUCGCUAAAGGCUGGGAGCAUUAAGCGUGAAAUGACCUUCACCUUUCAACAGGAGGACUUAAAACGUGACUUUAGUAAAAAAAUAUCCUAUCAACAAUUGUUCCCUUUGGCCAUGGCAGAAGAUGUGAGAACAGCUGACACCAAAAAAGCCCACAGAGUCCCUGAACACGAAAAAGAGAACACUAGAUCCAUCUGUCUCCUGGAACAAAAACGCAAAGUUGUUUCAUCAAAUAUCGAUGUUCCUCCAGCAAGGAAAUCUUCAGAAGAACUGGAUAUGGAUAAAGUAACAGCAGCAAUGGUACUAACCAGUUUGUCCACCAGCCCUUUGGUUCGAAGCCCUCCUGUGCGGCCCAAUGAGAGCCUCAGCGGAUCUUGGAAAGAAGGGGGAUUUGUGCCUUCAAGUACAAGCAGUAGUGGGUACUGGAGCUGGAGUGCCCCUAGCGAUCAAUCCAAUCCGUCCACCCCGUCUCCACCUCUGUCAGCCGAUAGCUUCAAGCCCUUCCGAACACCCACCCAGCCAGAUGGCAUCGAUGAAACAGAAGCAAGCAACCUUCUCUUUGAUGAACCCAUUCCCAGGAAAAGAAAGAACUCCAUGAAGGUAAUGUUCAAAUGCCUUUGGAAAAACUGUGGGAAGGUACUGAGCACAGCUGCUGGAAUCCAGAAACACAUCAGAACCAUUCAUCUUGGACGCAUAGGUGACUCAGACUACAGUGAUGGAGAAGAAGAUUUUUACUACACAGAGAUCAAACUUAAUACAGAUUCAGUAGCUGAUGGGCUCAGCAACCUUUCCCCAGUUUCUCCCUCUCAGUCCUUGGUGUCUCCUCCAACAUUCCCCACCUUGGAUUCCAGCCGUACUGAAACUCCAUGUGCCAAAACGGAGCCGAAAUUGAUGACGCCUCUGAGCCAAUCAGCUCCUACCACCCUCUACCUCGUACAUACUGACCAUGCUUACCAGGCUACUCCCCCGGUGAACAUUCCAGGAUCCACAAAGUUCUCUCCGAACGGCAGCAGCUUUAGCAUCUCUUGGCAGUCUCCACCGGUUACCUUCACAGGCAUUCCAGUUUCCCCAACACACAAUCGUCCUGUGGGCAUAGGAGAGCAGAGACAACAACAGACUCAUUCAGUCCUGUCUUCACCUCCCAGAGGAGCAGUCAGCUUAAGAAAGCCACGGGGGGAGGGCAAAAAAUGCCGGAAGGUUUAUGGCAUGGAGAAUCGAGACAUGUGGUGCACUGCCUGCCGUUGGAAGAAGGCCUGCCAAAGGUUCAUUGACUGAAGCAUGGAAGCCUCAAAGGUGCGGGGCGUGGAUGCCCAAGAGCCUGCCUACAGCUGCCCUUGACACUCUUCCUGCCCUCUCCUUCCACUCCUGGUUUUGAAAAGAGCUUUUUGCAUUAACCACAAAAUGCACUCGUAGCCAAGGUGAAGCCCUUCGAGAAACCUGUGUGUGGAAGAACAGCAAAAAAAUUUUAAAGUAACUAGUAUCACCAACCAGUAUCCAACCUGGAGCAGCUAUAACUUUUUUUUUUUAAUUAAAAAAAAAAGUUAACUUUUUGCUCUGCGACUUCCUCACCGCCCCAGCCCCAUUAGAUCUUGUAACUGUACUGUGAACUUCUGUAGCAGUUAAAAAAACAAACCCUUCUUUCCCUAGAAUGGAGGUAUCUUUUGCUAUGUUUUCUGACUAACAUACCUUCCAAGAUUUUUUUCUGACACUUUAAGCGACAAACCCACCACAUAAGCUACAGUUUAUUCAACAGCAUUUGUACAAAGAAUGGACUCUACUCCAUAAUUCGCAAUGUGAACAGUCUUGCUUCUCUUUCCCAUUUGACUUCUUGGAGCCGUGCAUACCCUGCUGUGCUAUAGAGACAAACAGCACUCAUGAUUUCUUUUCAAUUUGGGGUUUUCUUUAAAAAAAAAAAAUGGCCACACACCAGAAGUCCUGUGGGAGCUAUUAACCUGUAAGCCCCCUGGGACUUUUAAGAACACAAAAAGAUAAAAAAUGAUGGAAAUCACCAGCAAACUUCAGCCAUGAGCUGAGAUCAGGAAAUCCAAUUGUCAUCAUUGGGAAACAUCUGGGAGCUUCACUCAAUUUCCCAAGAAGCUUUUUCUAAUUGCUUGGCUUUCUAUGAUAUAGUGGCCAGGCCAUGAGAGACAGCAUCCUGCUUCUCUCCAUCUUGUUGCAACUCCAUCAAGAACUGGUCCAUGUAGCCGUGUGGGUAACCCUUAAUCCUUUUGUUCAGGGAUGUGAUCCAAACCAGCAGCUCAGCUCUGUUUACUAUUAUUGCUUGUUUGUGAGACUGUAAUGGGUCACUAGUCCUUUCCACAAAAAAGAAUUCUACAAUUAACUGUUUUCAGAAAACGUAUAAAAAUCAGAAAUGCCCCAUAUACAUAAGCCUGUGAGGUUGGCUUUAAAUGCAGAGCACAGCCUACAUGGUCUCAUCCAUUCUAAAAAGUCCUUUUGAGGUUACAAAACCAAUUCCUAUUUUGAGUGCACUUUUAUAGAUUUUUAUGCUUUUGCAUGUCUGGUUUAUGGGUUAAUGGAUACUAUAGAUCUUUGUAGGGGUUAAUGCAAGAUACAGACCUUUAUUUUUUAUCAUUUGAAAAAUUUGGGGCUAUUUAUUGAUAAUUAUCUUGGUGGAGAAAAUACAAUAAACAAAAGGAAAAUGUCAUGUUGGAUGUAUACGAGGUGUAGUUAUAGGAAUAUCUCCAGUUGGUAGGGUCAGGGUUUAAAGUAGGUAGGAUUUACAGGAUCGAAGGCCUUAGCAUAAAAAAAGAUUUUUCAUGUGGGAGCUAGGCCCAGCCCUAGAAAUAAGUUAAUUUUCCAUCCAAUCUAAAACCUUUUGCCCUACUAAACAUUUACUGCUCUCCUACCCCAGUGCAAAGAAGAAUAGCACCUUAGAUGUAUUGUUUAGAACUCGAAAAUUAGCAUCAGCCAUAGGAAUGUUAAGUAAAAUUGCACAAAGAAAGGGUGUUACUAUGUUUAGAAAUUGCACACAUACACACAUAACACGCAAAUUUCUAAACUGAAAUCUUAUUAUGCCUGAUUUCCCUUUCUAUAUUAAAAAAAUAACAAAAGGAAGUACAGGUAGGUUGCACAGUGCAAUAUUCUGGCCCCUGUUAUUUAUGCUUAUUUUUUGGCAAAUUUUUGUUUCAGAUUCCUCAUAGAGAGAACCAUGGUCCUUUGUUUCUUAUGGGUUUUUGACUAGCCUGGUUUAAGCAUUUCUUUUUAAUCAGUUCUACUGAUACUUCUUUAAAACCCCUUAGCUCCAGAUAUCAGAAAACAGCAUUUAUACAACCUCACCCAACAUUAGUACCAUAAUUCUUGGGGGGAAAAAAAGUACAUUCCCUCGGUUAGUCAUGAAAAUAGUCUUUGAAAAAUUCCAUCAUCUUCUCACAGAUUUAUUUGCCCCUAAUCUCACUGCACCCUCAAAAAAGAAGACUCUUUCUUCCCUCUUAUGUCAUCAUGCUUCUCAAACACUGUCUUAUAGCCAAGAUGACACUACUCACCCACUCAAUAGGACAGUAGGAGAUGUAUGGUUCAUUAGAGGUUUGUUCUAAGCCAGCCAGACUUUUUGAUUUCUCUUAUGACUACUAAUAUGAUCAGUGAUCAGAAUUAAGGCCUCUGUGACUAUAAAAAUGGAAUUUUGUUGACUCUGUGAAGCUCCUUGGCCUAUUUACAGAUGGAAUCUAUUGCUUGGUUUUGCUCAUCUGAUUUAUUAGCCAAUAAAGAACUGAAUUCUUCACAUUCCAUGAGACCUAGGUGUAGGGGAGAGCUCUGCAUGGGAGCAAUUUCUGUGGCCACAAUGCUCAGCCUCAACUCUCCUGGGAGAUAUUCUAGUGUGGUAUGAUGUUCUCCAGAAGUACUUUAGAUAACCUUCCCUUCCCAACUUCUGUCAUCAUCUGAUUUUCAGGAUAGCUAUAAUCAGAGGCAUAUGCAGCCUAGCCACUUACUUUCCAAGAGCUCCUCCACAAACCAUCACUUUGGUUUUCAGCAAGAGUUCCUAACCUUUUUGGAGUCAUAGACUCCUUUGGCCAUCUGGCUAAGGCUAUGGACCCCUUCUCAGAAUAAUGCUCUUAAUAGAUAUGAUUACAAAGGAAAUCGAUUAUACUGAAGUACAAUUAUCAAGAUACUUUUUAAAAAUACAAGUUCGUAGAUCCCUGGUUAAGAACUCCUGGUUUAAAGCCAUUAUUGUUCAUAUUGAGUUACCAAAUCAACCAGGGGUGAGAAAUGUUUAAAAAAAAAAAAAAGGUCCAGAGAUGUUCAUCUAACUGGUUUCCAGACAGCAGGUUUUUAUUGGACAUUUUUUUAUGUUGCAAGGCCAGGAGUACACAGACCUGACUUUGCUUUCAUAAUACGUGCCUGAAUUGGCAUAUUAAACAACUCAGGCCCCAUACUUUGGCAUUUGAGGUAGCUGGGAGAUGUGAUGUUUUCCCUGGCUAACCUAAGAAAAAGGGUACUGUGAUUUCUUAAAUAUAAAGGUAGGAAAGGUUUGUUUGUUUUUAAUCCAAAAAACCAGUUCCAAUCUACAAGAACAAUUCUUUUAUCUAUUUCAAAGAAGUAGGGUAAUUUGGUUGUAAUUAUUUAUCUCAAGUGCCAAAUUAAACUGCAAAUUCAUUUUAUAAUGUUAUAUUGGGCAAUAUAUCAUCUUAAUUCUUCAUUUGGUGGUUGGAGGAGGCAGGAAGGGAAGUUAGAAGUUGACUUCAUUCUGAAGGCUCCAGCUAUCCUCUUACUACUUAUAUAAACACCUCAUGCAAUGCACCAGAGCUCUGCCCACACAGAAGGAGUGGCAAGAAUAUGAAUUAAGGUCCAAAAAUAUUUCUAAAAGCAUCUUUGUGAUUGUUACUUUAUGAGUUUUACAAAGUUCCCUGUCUUCUCCAUAGAGGGCAUUUAUUUACUGCCAACACUGUUUUCCCCAAAUAUCUGAAAAGAAAAUGGUACCCUACAUGUGCUGGGAUCAGCAUGGCCACUUCUAGAAUCAGGCAUCAUUUAUCUUAAUAAUUCUUAUAAAAAGCUUUUGCCAAAGCCCUUCAGUGCAGAUGUACCAAACUUCCUCACAAGAGGAACUUAAAAAGUAGAGAAGAGAGUUCCCAUGGGGGGAAACAAGGUGGGAGGUGGGAGAAGAGACCUCUUGGCAGCAUAGGCCUGAGUUCAUCUGCCUGGUGCAGAUUUGAGUGGUGCUAUGACCAAACUGAAUUUAGGGGUUCGUCCUUCCACCUCAGAUCAUGACGCCAUCAUGGCUCUCUGAAAAGAAAACACUGCAGGCUCAUCUAAGGAAGUGGGAAAGGCCCUGAGGAACAAAAGCUUCCAUUACCUGGGUGGAAAGGUCACCUCUCUUCCUAUUGCAAAACACAGCAUGGAUGCUCCCACCCCAUCAUCCCAUACUUGUUGGCCACUUUUUCUUCCCUUGCUGGGAGCCCCCGGGGCAGUCAGAAGCAAUGAAUUCACUCACCCAGCAUGCUUUGUGCUCUGCAGCAUAUUUUUGUCCAUAAACAGUGACCUAGGAGGCACAGAGAGAGAUAAAUGCUAUGCUGAGGUGCCACUUUUAUUACAGAAUUGCCUUUCUGGUUGUCUGUUAUCUGCAAAUGAAACUUUUCAGCUGAGUGAUGCAGUUGUUACAGGCCUUUGACUUUCCAUGAAAUUUUAGCAGAAGGAUUCAUUUGCAUGGUAGAAAUGAGUUCUGAAAAUGAAGUCUAACCUAUGAACUUUAAAGUUGAUAAUUAAAUGUAAGUGGACUCUGUCUUUUACUUCACUCUAAGCUACACUGGAAAGCAGCUCUCUCGGUUCUAAAUCCAGAGUCAGCGCUGCAAACGCUUUUACUUUUUUUUUUCCUCUAGAAGGCUUCUUUGGAAAGGGAAAAAUGCAGCAUUCAUCUAGCCUGAGAAGUGACUAAAAUUGUAUAUAAUAGCUCGCUUUUAGACAGUGCUUUACCAUUUACAAAGCACUUUAUACACAGUCCCAUUUAAUCCUGUGAGGGCAGUAGGGCAAGUGUUAUUCACCCUCCCCUCCCUUUUAAUAUAAAGUAGAGUACCUUGAUAAUAGUUGCAAAAUAAUGUAAAUAAUACUCAUUUCCUCAGGGAAAAUUAAAGGGCAGAACAUUUGUAAAUUAGGUCUGGUGGACCCUAACAGGAGUAAGAGUUUUAAUAUGUAUUUUUAGUGUUUUUUCUAGUCAAAGCUAUGUAGCAAAAUGAAGAUGCUGCCCGAAUUCGGAGAGAAACACACUAACGGAAGGCCACUGUCUUAGGUAGCAUGCAGCGCCUCCCUGCUGUGUGUGUGUCUCCCUUAAGGAAUAGGUAUAUAUUUAUAGCUGAUCUGAAGUUCUGAAUCCCAAACCAUUAUUGCCUGUGGCUUCUGCAGGUGUUGGUCGACUUUGUAUAAAGCUUUUUCUGAAUGUACUUGUAAACAUGAAGUUUCGUCAUCUCCUUCCACAGUCCCUCAGUUAAAUAGCUAUAUUCCGUAAGUGGGAGUCUGUAGAUGGAAGCAGUUUCAAAUGUGUUUUGCACUCCAUCGCAUGUUGUAGUGCAAACUUAGAAGUACCUUUGUGGAGAAAGUACUGCUUUCUUCCAGAUACUAUCAAAUUUAGAUCGAUCUUUCUUCAUGUCUUCUGUAGCGCUGACCCAAGUGGAAGCCGGGUAGAAUUCAUGAAUAUAAAUGAGAGCCAAAGCAGGGUAGGAUUCAUGAAUACAAAUGUGGCUGUGGAGUAUAUUAUAUAGUGCUCUGGGCAUAGGUCUACUAGAAAUUCAUCUCCCUAAGAAAACAACUACCAGAGCUGCACAUAACAAACUCUCCACCUUCCUCAAGCCUACAGCAAUUUCUCCUUAUUAGAACUUCUUCGUAGAGUCCUUUUGUAUCUCAGUUUGCUAGUUCAGAAAGCCUACAAGUAGCAUUAAAACUUUUAGGUGCCGUUAUUAACACUGAGUGACUUACAGAUAUAACCGUGAUAGCUUAUGGAAAUAAAUGUUACGCUAGACUAAUGGGUUUUCUCUGUGUAGAUAUCAACCCUGCUUUGUAAGUCCCAGGAAGCAGAAAUACAUUAUUUCCCAGGCUUGUGUUUGUCGUAGGAAUGGUAAUCAAAAGAGGGAUUGCUCUUCUGAUCAUUUUUUUGUAUAUUGUUAGUUUUUGUUUUGUUUUAUUUUGUUUUGUUUUGCAAGACAAUCUCAUUCUGUGUAACUUUGCUGUUAGUCUGGGAUUCAGAACACUAUUAAUGUGUAAAUUUAAAUAACACUAAAAUUAAAUUAAUUUGGUUUUUUGUUUUUAAGCCCUGUUUAAAAACCUCCACCCUUCUAAGAAGCAAGAGACUCUGCUAAUAAGCUCUGGUGCUUAACCUCUCAAGGGGACCAAAAACAUUUUUCAAGAUGCCUGGUGCUUUGUCAGCACAAGCUGCAUCAUCAUUGGUCAGAGGAGAUGUUAUUCAUCUCCAUGAAGCACAUCUAGGGCAGUGUUUCUAUCAGGCAAGAAGGAGGAGGAGCAGCCUUUAGUGCUAACAAUGCAACUCACUCCCCAAACAAAGGGUUUCACCACUUGGACUAGUGACUGGUCACUUACUGAGUCUCUUGUCUCACUGCAGCAAGGACAGGAAUAGGCCAAACUGAAGACAUACAACUAAGAGAAUCCCCAUGUUGAUAGCUCUUCCUUUCCAUUACCAUUACUGUUACCAUUACCAGGACCUAAAGUUAUGUUUCAAAGUACUAUGGGGUGAAAAAGACAUCCUAAAAGAGACAUUUCAUAUGCCACUUUAAACUAACAGCUUUGACAGAGGCACUUUUUUAUGGGUCAUGUAUUUACUUGUUUAAGAUGCUCAAUAUGAAGUUACUAGCUGCCAGUCCUAAGAUGAGCUUAGUCUAUGGGAAUUGUGAAAUUGUAUGUAAUGUGGAAAAUCAGUCAACACUGAGUGAGAUGAGAUUUUUUUUAAUCUCUCUAUUGGCCCAAAGACAGAAUUCUUGGGGAAUCAUCAAGAUUUGGACCUCUUCAGUUCCCAGAAUUAAUUAUAAUCUCCUUAGUGAGGUCUCUAACAAACCAAAUGCUUAAUCUUCCAAUUGUGAGAAAUAUACUCAUAAGAGACCACAAGUUAUAAGAAAGUGACUAUGUUCUCAAAAGUCAAAUAUGUUCAUCAAAACAAAACAAAAUUUAAUUAAAAGUGAGGUUGAUGUACUAGAGGUUUUAAUUCCUGCCUAAAUAGUUUUGGUUUUAUUUAAACAAUACUGUGGUAUCUAUAUACGUUGAUCAGGUCCAUUCGCAGAUGCUUCAGAUAUGUGUCACCUAGGUUUUCAGGGGAAAAAAUAUGCCUGACCUAAUCUUAAGUUCAUGGGCACUUAGGUGGUGCAAUAGAUAGAGACUUGGAGUCAGGAAGACUCAUUUUUCUAAGUUCAAAUCUGGCCUCAGACACUUCCUAGCUGUGUGACCCUCGAAAGUCACUGAACCGUCUUUGCCUCAGCUUCUUUAUCUGUAAAAUGAGCUGGAGAAGAAAAUAGGAAACCAUUCCAGUCAGUACCUUUGCCAAGAAAACCCCAAAUGGGGUCAGGAAGAGUUGGUCAUGACUAAAAUGACUGAAUGAUCUUAAGUACAAACCAGAAUAAAAAGAGUAGAUGAACAUUUUUCCUUUUAUGUAUACCAACUUUGAGAUAACCAAGAAGGCAGGUGCCAAUUUGGUCUCAAAAAGUCCUUAAAACCUGAAAAUUUGAGGGAUCAUGCUGGAUCCUGGGACCAUAAAUUUAGAACUAUAAGUGACAUUAUAAUUCAUUUAGGAUACUGAGGCCCAGGUAUGAAGUGACUUGUUUGGGGUCACAGAGGUAGUCAAUAACAGAGCCAGGAUUCAGUCUCAGACCCUAUGACACCGAUGCUGUUGCUACUAAACCAAGGUGAGUCCUGGAAAGCUUUGUCGCCCUUAGAUAGACCUCGGUGACACACAGGUCAAGUUCCCAACAAAUUUUUAUUACUUUUUUUAAACCAAAAAUCUUUGUUUCACCUAAAGGUAGACUGAGCCUUACUGAAGGUAUAUACAGUAUAUUCUAUAGUCAGAGCCAGCACUGUAUCAUAUCUCCCUUGGUCUCUCAGUCUCAUGCAUUAGAAUUCUAUAGAGAGGCUGGAAACUUUCACUGUUUAGUGAAGAGAGAAGUCAGUGAGGUCACAUCUCACUAGAAAUUAUUUUUUACAGAAGACAAAUUCAGAAAUGUGAUCUCCUCGGACUUCUGUCUAAACAAAAGUUAUCCAAGAAUGUUCAAAGUUAGCUCUCCUGCUGGUUAUGGAGUACCCAGCAGCACUGAAAAAAGCUACAAUUGUCAGCUUUCUUACUGAUAUAACUACCGAGACCACUGUGAUGAGAAGGGGGUAGCCCAGGAGAGCUGUUGCACCUUUAGAGCAGGCAGCAAGGGAGUCCUCUGCAAUGAUCGUAAUAUAAUGCGCUUUGCUUUCUAAUAAUGCCAAAGCCCUUUGCAUUCCCCUCUCGACACUUCUCCACGUCCCUUCCCUCUCCCCACCCGAUGAUGAAACCACUGUUCUUAUCUGACCUAGCAAAAUUCUUGUCACAAAAUAUAUUCUGGAGCUUCCCCUAGAUCUCAAAAAGAAGCUCUGUGCAUUUAAAAACAACAACAACAACAACAAACAUAUAUAAGCUUCUCUGAGGGCAGUUAGGGAAUUAAUUAGCCAUGGCUAUAUCUUGUAAGAGAUUAGCUAGAACAUUAUUCAGUCAUUUGGAUAGCUAACCUAAAUGAUGUUUAAACCCUAUGUUACAAUCGAAUGCUUUUGGUUUUGAAAGACAAUAUGAUUUUGAAGUUAUUACUAAAUAAACAUCUGGAAUUAAGUUUUGAAGUAAUCCCUGAAAGUUAAAUUCAGAAAGAUUAAAACCUGCUCCUUGUCAUAGUCAGUUCUGGGACAGAUCUAAUGGAUUAGGAUCUAAACUGGUUAGGGAAACCUGUCCAGGGACGUUUGUUACCCCAAACCCAACCCAGAUGCUAAGAUGAACCUGGAUAACAGUCUCAGAACAAUUUCAAGAAGAAGUAAACAAAUCUCAGAACUGAGGAUGGCAUAAAAAAUAAUUAAAGGAGCAGGAGUGUGAUAGAGCCAAGUCAAACCAGCUCAUGAAAGCUGCUUUUUAAAUUUUUAGUGUGAGAGUGACAAACUAUAAGUCAGGGCUUGAUUUACUGUUUUGUUGGUCAUCUAGACUUAAGAGAGUGAUAAAGAAAAUGUUACUAAUGAAGAUUAAACUUAAAAGUGUGUCAUAUGUACAUUUUUUAGAGCCAGUUGUUAAACAUUUUCCAAACUACCCCUGUCAUAGAGUCACUGUAGAAGGGAGAAAGUGGCCAGGGUUUACUUGUCGUCUGGACUCAAACCCCUAGGCAAGCCUGAAUAGAGAGAGAUUUAAGGUCUGGAAGCUAAGGUUUACCAGGCAUCUAGAUUAGAGAACUUUACCCGUGCUACUUCAAAAGGAGUGUGUGGUCCACUUCUUGCUAUGAGAGUUGUCAGACACCUGUACUUCAUACACUAAAAUUAAUCUUCUCAAUAUCCAGCACAUCCCCAGCUGCCGUAUCCACUUUAUCAAUGUCAAAAACAGUUCUAAAUAACAGGAAUUUUACUCCUCAGACAACCAAUCAGAAUAACAAAACAACAUAAUUAAAUAUCCUACCUAAUUAAUCUGUACUCUUAACUACAUAUAUACAAAUCUUAAAAUGUUAAACACCAACUAAGUUCCAAAUUGCCAAAUAAAAAAUUUCCCUACCCUGAAAAAAUGGGGUUUCUUUACUUCUAGGUUCACUUUUCAUCUGCCAUAGGAGUAAAUCGGUCCAAAAAAAUAAAAGCCAAAUGAAAUUUUAAAGUGGGGGAGGAGAUCAAUUAGAAAAACAUGAUAUUAAGUAAAAGUUGGAUGUUCCCUUGAUUAUCGUUAUUCAAAUUCUAGUGCAGGUAAAAGAAUGUGGGCCAUAGUAAAUAGCUUAUGGAAAAUUAUGUAUUUAAUGGGUUUUACUUCACCCUUCUAUUAAGUUAGCAGCCUUGAUCCUUAGCACUCUCACUCUCAGGAGAUUUUAUCAAAGAGCCACCAGAGGCUUCUGGAGACCUUGUGUCCCUGCUCCUUACUUUGCAGAAGGGGAAUAUAGUAUAAUAGUGGCUCCUAUUAUGGGAUAUUCAUCAUAGUUUGCUAAUUCAUAUUAGUGUGGUUAUAUAUUCAUAAAUACACGUCCCAAAAGCUUCUUCUAUAGUAAAUUGAAUAUUUUAGAUGUUUUUUUUUCCAAUGCAAAAUGUACAGUAUUAAAAGGAAAACUGCUUGUUGUUACACCUCCUUAGGGUGUACCUUUCAUGUACAUCCAAAAAUAGAAGCCCAUUUGGCAGUAGUUGCCAACAGCUUUUUUGGCUGUGUUGGGAUUAUACAAUUACCUGGGCAUGUGCAUGGAGGAGUGUAUUAUACAUCUGAAAAGUAAAUCCUUUUCAAUUGAUUUGGCAUAAACACUGUAGCUCUGGAAAUCUGAACUCUACACACACACACACACACACACACACACACACACACACGAAGCUGCAGGCUUUUGAAAGAUGGAUAAGAGAUGAUUAUAUUCUGCUCCUUUUUUUUUUUUUAAGGUCUGUCGGGUUUAGCACCAUAGGCAUAGUUACUAAGUAUGUUUCCAAAGAGCGGCCCCUUUCUUAAUGCUGUCCAAAAAUGCUGCAUGUAAUUCUUAAGUCUAAAUAUUGCAUUUGAUUCCCAGCAGCCAUUCAGAAAAUUAAUGAAUACAUUAUAGCAGCUCAGGGAAAAGGUGAAAAGGUUUAUCCUUUAUGAGGAUAUCUUCCUUUCUUUUGAUCUGAUUUCUGAGGGCUGAUUCUUACCUUUUGUUUACAUUGUCUUUUCUCUAUCACUGAUUCUUUUUUAAAGGCAGGACCAUCACCAUCUCAGAACUGGUGUUUGAGCUAAAGAAAGAAAAGGAUCAUCCAUGACCUAGUUCUUGGGCUCAGUUUCCCUGCUUCCUAACUAAUAGGAAAUAAAAGAGUUUGAAAGGGGUAUGUUUUCUUAGCAGCCACUUGAGUAUCUUCUGUCCUUUGGGUGGCUCAGUCUGAUUAAUUGAAGAGCCUAGCUGACAAUGAACUGUCACAUUGUCAUAUAAACCACAGUUCCAUGUUUGCACAGGACAGCAGCAACCCAGCAGUAACUGCUUCUGCUGCCGUGCACCUGAUUUAUACUUCUGGUUCAAGGGAAGGUCCAAUGGGGGAUAAAUGUCAUUGUGGCUAGCAAGGCAGGUCCCAUACCUGAUCACCACCUUCCUUCAGGGACAAAUUUCUGUUUGAACAGCUUAGAUGAUCAGAAACCAGCUCAGUGAAUGCACAACCUGCUUUAUUUACCACAGAAAUGUCUGAGCUCUGAUACCUGGCAAAAACAAGACCAUCUUUUCAGAUUUGAUAACUCUUGCAUUAGGCGCCCACCCCUAUCAAUGUCAUGGGUGUGGGGAAAAAUUAAAUGCAACAAUCAGAACCAGUGACUUUUAUUCCAGAACAAAGAUCUUACUGAGACUCACACCUACAAGGACAAUUUCAUCUUUAAUCUCCACUCCAGGGUCUAGUCUUAAACCCUCCAAUACAUAAGAAAACGGACUGGCCUUGAUUAUUUGAAUAAGCAAUGUCUUCUCCAGUGUAAUCACUUUAGUGUAAUCAUCAUGAAAGGAGAAGAAUGCAGCUGUGACCCCAAAACAUUUUUAAACACCUCUAAGAGGCUGAAAAAACUUCCUCCUCCAUUGGAAAUCAAAAUAGGAGAUGUUCUGGCCAAGCCUGCCAUGGAUUACAACAUUUUAGAGAGUAGAGAUGGCCCUCAGUCCCCUCAGUUUGCUGCUCCCGAAUUCAUGUUACAAAAUAUCCCCUCUGAGAUAUCAGGUGUUAUCUGAUGAUAGAAAUUCCUCGAAUUUAGGAUGAAAAGUACCACUUUGUAAAUCAGACUCUUGUUGGUAUCUUAAAACAUUCUUUAGCUUCUUAAAUAUUGAUGGUUCUGACUUUUACUAAUGUCUGGGUAAGAAAAAGACUUUGUUAACAUAUUUGCUGACUAUUUUGGAAACCCCCUUCAGCCAUUGUUGGAGAGCUUUAGAAGAGACUUAGCAACACAAUAUGGAUUUUAGAGAGUGAGGUAGAUAAAAUUCAAGAGCUCAACACCUUGAAAAUAUUCCUAUUUUGUGGUUUCAAUCGCUAAAAAUACCCUAGACCUAAAAUAAUAUUGGGAUUAUAUGUUAGCUAUUUAAAGUAUACUAUUCAUUACUAAAUGUUUCCUUGAAACAGAAAUUUCUUGAUAUGCCCUAACUUUGCUAUUUUUCUACAUUAAAAAUGGUUAGGAAAUAUUCUGCCAUGUAGACAUAUUCUAUAUUGAAUAACCAGGUCCUGGUGCAGUUUCCAGCAUGCUAACUGUAUCAGUAACCCAAUAGACUUUCUAGAAGAGCUCAGGAUAAGAAGAAAUUUGCUAGGUCCCAAAGGGUUCUUGAGCACUAUCAAAUGCAACUACUGAAAAAGAAUCAGUAGUAUUUUUCA